Dalotia coriaria is the source of this 986-nucleotide messenger RNA. RefSeq names its product UPF0669 protein v1g209471-like. The record is from RefSeq and is a predicted model, not a curated record. Lineage: Eukaryota; Metazoa; Arthropoda; Insecta; Coleoptera; Staphylinidae. The transcript has 2 exons. The coding region runs from base 136 to 642 and encodes 168 amino acids.
UGUUGUGAAUGUAGGCAACCCAAAUAACACAUUGAGGUUAUUCUUACAUCGCAAAACCCACAAAAUAUUCAAUUUUCUUUCAAAAUAAACGUUAGAAACAACAUAAAACAAUGUUCCCGGUUAGAAAAUGGUAAAAUGUACCUAAAACAGCUGCUCAGUUUCCUGCUGUUGCUGCUGUUCAUGAAGAAUCUCUACAAAAGUGUCAACCAAAUCUUCAGCUUCGAGUUUGACGAGCAAUAUCUCGAGUUUAUCAACGAUAGCAUCGCCAGAGAGAACUUUAGUUACUAUAGUUUUCACAACGAAGGUCGAUUUAAGCUUAAACUCAUCUCCACCUAUGGUGAUGCUGAUAUCUACAUAUCAUCUGAUAAGAAACCUGGUUAUGGACCUAAUGAGUACGAUAUUUCAUCCACAACAUGCGGUGUGGACAUAAUAGAGCUGAAUGAAGACAUUAAGAGACCUGCAUAUAUUGGCAUCUAUGGUGCAGGGCAUACAGACUGGUCAAAUUACACUUUGUUGAUUUUAAUUGAUAACAGUGGUGGAAAAGACCUCCACGACUUUAAUAUUAAGCAUAAGUUGAACUUUAUCAUUCGGUAUACGACAAUGUGGCGGUUUUUCGAGAUACUAGAAAGUAUUUUAUUGUGAUUUUGAGUAAAACUUAAAAUAAUCAUAGAAAUCUCAUUAGUUAUUAUGUACAAAUGAUAUACAAAGAUGUAGAAUUUAUUUCUACGCAGAUUAGUGAAGGAAUUUUUGAAAUAUCUUUAAAAUUGAAGGAGUUAUUAACAAAAAACUAAAAAAUUAUUAAAUUAACCUCAAAAAACAGAAUUUUGACAGGUGCAGGUUACAAAUUAAGUUUUUUUUUAUUGAUUGAAAGCAUUUUGGCACUUUUUAUUUAAUCUCUACUUGAAAAGACCAAUGAAUGUCCAAACAAUGUGAUAAUUUUCUUAUAUCUACUGGUAUAAGUUAAUAUAAUGUAUAAUUAUUGAUAA